Molecule: messenger RNA, 777 nt
Organism: Pieris macdunnoughi
Lineage: Eukaryota; Metazoa; Arthropoda; Insecta; Lepidoptera; Pieridae
Source: the annotation of a GenBank genome assembly
AUGUGGUGGACUAUUACUGGGAAUUUUGGAAACAUCCUGCCGAUAGAUUGGACCAAGUCCUUUUCACGGAAAAUGCACAUUCCAACAUUAAAUCUAAGUGAUAAGAAGAACACCAUGACCCCGGACGAUGAGAUCCAUAGUUCCGAAGAUGAGGCAGUAGCUUCAGAUCUGGACAUGCACGCGCUUAUCUUGGGCGGCCUGCAUCAGGACCAUGAGUGUCCCGUUAAAACUGCUGAUGAGGUGAUCCAAGAAAUAGAUGAUAUGAUGCAAGAGACUCCGUCAUCUGAGGGAGACAAUAUAAUCGAGUACAACGAAGCUUUGGAAAAGGGGAAAGAAGUUCUCAACUCUCCUCUUUAUGAAGACAAACUCCGUCAUCUCUCCCUCGCUCAACUUAACGAGAUCUUCAUGGAACUAGAGGUGCUUAUUCGUGAAUUCUCCGAAACUCUAAUAGCCGAGCUGGCCCAUCGGGAUGAGUUAGAGUACGAGAAGGAGCUGAAGAACACGUUCAUAUCACUUCUGCUGGCCGUACAGAACAAGCGGAGACAGUACCACGUCGAGAAGAAGAAGAGGAUUGGCCCGCAACGAUCGCCUGCUCCGGGAAUCAACUCGGAAUCAAAGUAUCUGACAACCGUCAUACCGUUCCACCUACACAAUGGACCACCGGACAACCAGUCUCUCCAAGUGCUCAUUAAGAUUCUUAAGGCAAUAAACGAAGACAGCCCCACAGUCCCGACACUGCUCACUGAUUAUAUUCUCAAAGUUUUGUGCCCGACUUAA